UCUUAUAAAUAAGGCUACAAAGCGCUGUCGUUUCAAUUGUUCAUUUUUUAACGCUCAAAAAUGAAAAAACAAAAACCUCUGCUGAAAAUCGCAGAUCCAUACGUCGUCUGCGUGAUUUGAAGCUACUGCAGUAGCAAAGUUUCAAAAGAUUUAGGUCAGAUGGAUAUAAUCUCCCAAUUACAAGAGCAAGUGGAUACAAUAGCAUCUCUUGCAUUCAAUACGAUUGGGACGCUGCAAAGAGAUGCUCCUCCAGUGCGUCUCUCUCCAAAUUACCCGGAACCACCGGCUAGUAAUCCUGCUGAGGAUAUUGCUGACCAACCUAAGUUAAUGAGUGCUGCUCUUGUCAAGGCUGCUAAGCAGUUUGACGCUCUGGUGGCGGCACUUCCAUUGGCUGAAGGAGGCGAGGAAGCUCAACUGAAAAGGAUUGCGGAACUGCAGGCUGAAAAUGAUGCUGUAGGCCAGGAACUCCAAAGGCAACUUGAAGCUGCAGAGAAGGAAUUGAAGCAGGUCCAGGAGCUGUUUAGCCAAGCAACAGAUAAUUGCUUGAACUUGAAGAAGCCAGAUUAAUGAUGGCGCAUCACAUUUCUCAUUGUCGGGUAUUUGGCAAUCAAACAAUUGGCACAGCUGGAUAAAUUUCGAUUAUUGCAGAAGUAGGCUGGUCCUGGAGAUGGAUCUAUUUUUGGGCAUCAAAGUAGUCUGUGUAUUGCAGAAUCAUGUUAGAUCACAUAGGUUUAUGUUUAGACCAGUUGAUAUAUCAUAUAUGAGUCAAAAGAUUCAGCUUUUGCUAUUAUAUCUUACUUCUCUUCUGGGAACCUUUUCUUAUUGGUUCCUCUCUGAA
Molecule: messenger RNA, 838 nt
Organism: Ricinus communis (castor bean)
Lineage: Eukaryota; Viridiplantae; Streptophyta; Magnoliopsida; Malpighiales; Euphorbiaceae
Product: mediator of RNA polymerase II transcription subunit 21
Exons: 5
Coding region: 160-567 (135 amino acids)
Biological process (GO): regulation of transcription by RNA polymerase II
Cellular component (GO): mediator complex
Molecular function (GO): transcription coregulator activity
Source: RefSeq, a predicted model, not a curated record